Messenger RNA from Gongylonema pulchrum, 324 nucleotides. The record is from the annotation of a GenBank genome assembly. NCBI's taxonomy places the organism in Eukaryota, Metazoa, Nematoda, Chromadorea, Rhabditida, Gongylonematidae.
AUGAGGCGUUUCUGGAACUGGAUUAUUGAUCAAAAAACGAAUACUGUCAAGAAAUGGCAAUCAGCAGUGUUGAAUAUGGACCGUUGUCAGCAACACAGUCCCUGCGGGCACCUUAAGCCUAUUGGUGGUAGCGAUGAUGAGUUGAACCGAGAGCAGCGGAAAACUUCGAAGGGUUUGAUGGAAGCGGGUAACAGUCAUAGAAGCAGCAUUUCGUUGCAGAAUUUCGAAAAUUUCGAAGAAGAUUAUAAGGCGACAAAUUUUGAAGAAUUUUUCGAUGAAUCCUCUGGUGCUAUCAAAUCUGCUCUUGUGAGUUUCUUGGAUUGA